AGUAAGAAGUCUUUAUCCCCAAGUAGAAACAUUGCUGUAUCCGUUGACUCGAUACCAGAACGCUGCCGACAUUUUGACUUCGAGCAGUGUCUUCGAUAUCUUGAGUCUCAAAACACCUCAAAACAAUUGUUAUAUCAAGCUGCAUCGAGAUACAAGAAGUUUACCACAUGCGGACCUGAUUCAUUCCUUCUCCACUUCCAGAAAUCCCUGCGAAAGUACAAUGUCGGCAAAGUUCUGAACUACCUCCGAAGUUUUGAGGUACUUGAUGAGGCGGACUGCGAGCAAAUUUCCAGCGAAACUACAUCAGACAUGAUGGUCACCGAGCUCGUCACGAUGAUCUCCAAAAAAGAACCACACGCAUUCUGGUAUUUAACUCAUUCGCUGAAGAAGACAAGUGGGUUGUUUCAGUACUUUCACGGAAGUUUGCACUGUUGCGGUAAGUCAAGAUAUUGACUUACUUUCUUUUGCUUAUAGUCAAGAGUGAUAGUGCCACUAAGUAUAAGUAAACAUCAAUAAAAUCCAGCGAAAGUGUGUGUAUCAAUGGAAAUCUCUAAGAAAGGCUAGGCCUGGUCUGUCUUAUGAGAUGUCUUUUGGCAAGGAUGGACAUGAAUGAAUUUAACAUACUUGAACCAACUUAACAGUAAGAGUUAAUCAGUGAGGAAAAUUUGUGGAUUAUAGUUUGCUUACACCUUUGUUGAUAUUGUGUCUCCUGUCAUUAAAUCUCGAGUUGUUCCAGUAGUCAUGUAGGGUCCAUUUUGUGCACUACCAAGCGCAUCUAGCUGCUAUAUAAUUCUAAUUUAGCUUACAGGAAAUCGUGCAUGGGGGAAACGUAUAAACAUUUCAUAACUGAUGAGAACAACAGGACAGAUAAACUAAAAGGUACCAAGUAUUUUUUAAGUGUCCGCAUGGUCUACUCAGUGAAUUUCAGUCAGCUUUUCCACUGAAUUACGUUUAAACCUGGUUGUAUGUAAGCUUGUUGCCGUUGACUGAGACGAAUGAACCCAGUCAAAGGGGCCGGAAUAAAUAGCUGGUAAGCAAAAAAUCAACGGGGGAAAUUUAUUUCUUUACUCGUAUGAGCUGGAAACUGCAGUAUGGAUCACUGACGCUUAGUUAUGAUUCUUGUCUUGAAACGUAGUUUGCAAUGAAGUGAAAGAAAAGGAAAAGGAAAUUGCUGCAAUCCAUGAAGGUAAUGUCAUUGGAUAAAAUAGUGACUUAAUACUAUGCACGUCUUGCAAUUUUUUUCAGAUGAUUUAACGUUCUAAAUUUAAAUGUCAGUACGUUUCGCUUUGAUGCUAUGGCAACCAAAAAACGAGAAGUCAAACAAAGUUGUUUUGUCUGGCUUAACUGGUUUACUGAUAAAUACUAGAUAUUUAAAGUCUUAGACUUUUAAGCCUUUAAUUAUUUAGUAUUUACCGGUAUGUCACUUGAUUUGAUCUCAAUUAAUUGUCAUCUGGCAAACAUUCCUUUAAAAGAAACAGUACCAUGAUGUAUCUCCUGAAGAACAGCGCAAACCCCGUUAGUUACCCCUACAAGGGGUAUGGUGGCUAGGUCCCCUUUUGAGUUUUUUCUCUGUUUUCAUUAUUUUUAUUUUUCAUUUUUUUUUUCUGAUGGCCAUUGACGUUUUUUUUUUUCAUGGCAAUUGUAUAGAGGUAGUCGUUAGCAGAGGUUCAAACUGGAAAAUAAUUUUCCAGUUUCUAAUGUGCCUUUGCCUUUCAGGUAUUGAAAGGAUCUUUACGUUUUCAGUGGCUACAAUGGUAGAUAACUUAAAGUCGACAAGGCUCCUGCCAACUGCUAUGGAAGGAAAGUUUGGAAAAGACCUGAAAAAGAAGUUAAAAGAGCGUUCUAAGAAAUUCGUGGUGGUAUUUAACGGUAAGUCUACAGCUUUAUAGGGAGCUUAAGCAAAGACGUUUUUGAGCGACGCACGUCAACCGGAAGUGAGGCCUUCUCCCUUUUUAUAUGCCUGGACACUACCAAAUUUGUAUUGCUGAGUUUCUUUUCUCCUAUAAAGACGAUUUACCCAAGGGUUUCAACCAAACCACAGCCCAAUGCUGCAAAAAGUCCACUUCCGGUUGACGUCCUUCGCUCAAAAACGCUGUUGCUUAAGCUCCCUUAUGAGGGUCCCACUACCGUGGCGGAUCCAGACCAUCCGAUAAAGAGGGGGGGGGGGGCGGNUCUCCAAUCCCGUGAUCCCGACCUAAAUUUCGUUCCAUCCGGAUGGUUAUUUUUGGCAUUCCAUCUCCCGCGCAUCCUUUCAAUCCAGAAUCUCUCCCCGAUUUUGCUUCAGAAUGACAGUAAGGAUUGUUAUGUGAAUAAAAUUUAUGAUGAAUCCGUACUCAUCCACCCUGGUAAUUUGUGUGCUUUGUCUCGAAACUAAACUCUGAUCAUGCAGGACACCAGUGUCUUUUAACACUGAAAGAUUGUCUCUAGUUCUCUUUGCUACUGCUCCUCAAAAGAAGUUAGGUAGACCAAUCUUUAAGGGCCAUGCGUCGGGAAGUCAACGCCCUGAUACUAAAGUCCCCUUUUAGUCGUAAUCCUCAAUUAUAUAAGAAUAAUGUUGCCAAUUUGCAACAGAUCGACAAUAGACCUCUUUAGCUUGACGUUUCGUUUUUCCAAUGCGUCGGGUAGUUAACGUGUUGGUGCUCUUCGUUUGAGCCCCCUAGCCUUUCCUAAUGUCAGAGAAUUGUUUUACAAAUUUCGCAUUGUUCACUUGCGUUAUGCACGUAUAAUUCAUGAUAAUACAAAGGGCGGAUUUCCUUGAGAACGCCACAUGAACUUCAUUGGGAAAACGAAAGAUUCAAAGCUAAAAAGGUUUAUUGUGGUUGCAUGAGGAUAAUAUUACUUGAUUAUUGCAGAUAUUCGCCGAGCGGUGGUGCCACCUAUGAGGGAAUUGAAAAGAGCUUUGACAUCCAUUGUUAGUAAUGGUGUUGAAGGCAGUGAUUUAUUGCCUGGCAAAAAGAUGUUGGAAACCAGUAACAGUGAGAGACAGACUGGGUUACCAGGUACAAGCCGCAAUCUGUAAAAAUUAGACAGAGCUUUUUUCAUUAAGGCAUCAUUUUAGAGAGGGAAAGAGAGAGAAAAGCGUAGUGUAAUCCCGCUGAGGAUAUUGAGUGGAGGGGAAGGUUUGUGUGAGAGCUUAUAAUCUGUACCGUAUUUUCAAUCAGUAUAGCCUGCGUGCCGGUUUUAGGGCGAAAGGAGAAGUAUCGGGAAUGGGCGCGCCUAGGGGAGAAAAGGAGAAAAGCCUCCUCUCCCUUUUUGUUGUUACCCUUGCACGUUCUACAUAUAAUUAUAUUUAGUAUAUACUAAAACAGUGGAUAGUGUUUUUCGCGCGCUCUGAUUGGCUACUCAAUCAGUGGAUAUCCUGCACUAUUCACUGAUUCACCUCCAGUUCCUCCAAACUCGCGUAAGUUGCGAGCAAAAUGCCUUCCCGGUUUGCUGCCGUAACAAACUAAGAAAUUUCAAUCAAGAUAUUCCCAAAAUACAUGAAGAAGGUGACGAAGUUCGGUUUGGAAGUUUUAACAGGUAAAGCUUUGUCUUUUUGACUUGAAUUUAUCGAUAAAACCGGUGAAAAAGUUUUUUGUUUACGAAUGCAAAUUAAACUUUAGUCGUGCGUUACUUUAUUUAGUUAACUUGUUCAUAAAUAAGUUUAAAACUAAAUUUAAUAAUAUUUUUUACAGAAUGAUUUUAAAUACAAAAACAAUUUACAACUCCUUUUGAAGAAACUUCCUCGCAAGAGCUAAACAAUCGCCUUCAAAAGUUUUAUUUGUCGCUAAGAAAAAGCGACGGCCGCGGCCGUUCGGUCAUCGCGCGCCAAAAUUGUAAUCGUUGUUUGGCAACAGUAAAUGAGUUAAAAAUCAUCAUUAUUGUGCUCAAUUAUCUCACUGUUUUAGUAUAUACUAAAACAAUUAUUCACCUCAGUGUCGGUGGCUAGUAGUGGAUAUUUACCUCGCCUCUUCGCGGCCUCGGUACAUAGCCACUACUAGCCACCUCCACUUCGGUAAAUAAUUGUUAAUAUAUAUCUAUAAAAAAAACUUAACGAAAAAACUAACCGGCGCGGGAAGGGGGAGCAUGUCCAGGACCCGCGGCCCUAGAGGCUUGCACCUUCAUGCAUUCAGCGCUCAUUUAGGAAAUCAGUCAUUAUUUAUCUUAUGGAUCCGUGUCUGCAACUUCUACCACGCAGGCUAGGAUUAGUAAUACAGUUAAUACUGUAAAGGUUCCGGGUUGUGGCGGUAGGUAUCCUUUGCGUUGGUAGGACUGCAAAAGCAAUGCAAGCGAGGCAGGAGAACAAGCACGGCCAGUGCCGUAGUUUUUGUUGUUUUUGCUUGAAGUUGAGUUUGUUUGUUUGCUUUUUUUAUUCUCCGCCCAAAUUUCCCAUGCGCCUUCUUCGUUCGCACGUAGUACACUAGCCUGAGAAAGCAGUCGCUCAGCUAUGGUCCUCGCUGCUAGAGACGUUUCGUUCCGUUCGUCCUCGCGAAACGUCCCCAGCGGCGAGUUGCGAGAAGGAGCGGCUGCUUUCGCAGGCUAGUAGUACACAGUUUGCCAUUUUAAUUCCAGGGUGAGCAAACUGACAAUGCCUACUUUGCUCCCGCAUUUGGACGAUUUUCUGUAGCUAGAAAAGCAAAACUGUCUGCCAUAAAUCAAAAGUUUAAAAAUAUUUCUAGAGACCUGGAAAAAGCUCCCAUUGACAACAUAAAUAGCUGGUUCCACGCAGAUGGUCAUCAAAGGCUCCAUUUUUUUCUUUUGUUCUUUUCCGGAUAUAUUGUACCAUCAUAAGUGUCUUUGUUUUUUCUAGAAGUGUCGAUUACUGUGAAGCUAGACGAUUCACUCCUCGAAAAAGACACCAGUCGUGUAUGUCAAGAUGAAGAAAGUGGACAAGAGAUAUCGUCCAAACCUGAAAAACCAAAGUCAAUCAUACGUUCGGUACCGACGCUAGAUAUCGUCGAAGGG
Porites evermanni is the source of this 4944-nucleotide messenger RNA. The record is from the annotation of a GenBank genome assembly. Lineage: Eukaryota; Metazoa; Cnidaria; Anthozoa; Scleractinia; Poritidae.